Messenger RNA from Fusarium mangiferae, 1725 nucleotides. RefSeq lists its product as uncharacterized. The transcript has 6 exons. Gene Ontology annotation, molecular function: zinc ion binding; DNA-binding transcription factor activity, RNA polymerase II-specific. Bases 1 to 1725 code for a protein of 574 amino acids. Gene Ontology annotation, biological process: regulation of DNA-templated transcription. The record is from RefSeq and is a predicted model, not a curated record. Lineage: Eukaryota; Fungi; Ascomycota; Sordariomycetes; Hypocreales; Nectriaceae.
AUGUCAUACGAACCUAGUCUCAACCCACUCUCCGUCCGAUGCGAUCGCGAAAUCCCGACAUGUGGCAAGUGUGCUGAUCUAGAUACCGAUUGCAUCUAUCCGGAGCGCCAGGUACGACAAGUUGCUAAAAGAGUCGGUGGCCAUGGAGCGACAGAUGACACCCUGAACGCUAUUCUCCAACGAUUGGAACGUAUUGAAAGGAUUGCAGGCUCAGCAUCCACAACAUCGCCCCAGAGUGGCACCCCUGCCAGUCUUGAAACGACGCAUAUCCAGUCUGGGACACAGUCUUCGAGGUUGUCACCGUUUGCCAUCUCCAGAGACCAUGCAGCAUCCGAUGCUUCUCAUAGACAUUCUACAACCAGGAACUUGCCGGCAACAUCACCCCAUCUACCUGAGCGAGGUCCUCGCGCAGUCUUGCAAGAAGCGCUGAGACGAGUACAAGACAUCAACCUCCAGGCCCUAUCUGUCGAGACAGUUACAGCCACUAUCGACGUACCACCUGAGCUUGCCAAAACCUGGAUCCAGCGGUACUUUGAGGUGAUGCCCACUGACAUCUUCCUUAGUCUCGUUGACCGCAGGGUUAUUGAACUACUGCCAGAUAUGAUAGGUCUACCGCAUAUCCGCUUAGACCCAGCUAUUCUUGUGGUAUACUACUACAUAUUACGUAUGGGGUGCACAAUACCAGUGAUUGAUCAAGAACAAAAUGCUCACUUCACUGGAAUACAUUAUGCUAGAAGCAUGUACAUCUGCUGUCUCCGCGCCAUACCGAAUUGGCAGCGAGAGGCUGUAGGAUCCACAACAGAUCUUGUCGCGGCUACUAUGCUGACACAAGCAGCAUCAGAUGCACUAGAUCCGCAAUUAAGUGCCCAACUGUUUCAACUUGCCAGCAAGUACGCAAUAGGUCUAGAUCUGCAUAACACAGACAGCCCGAACUAUCCAUCAGGCUUUGGACAAGACAACAUCGACGAAGUCCGUCGAGGAUUCUGGGAGCUUAUGCAUUACGAGUUCUUUCAUCGACUAGUAUACGACGACCCUCCCACCAUGACGGCUCAGAUGAAGCAAUGGAUAGUGUCCUUACCCUGGCUGGAGUCCUGUAAGCGACCUGUCUCGCAAGAGGUGCCGACUAUCCGGUUCAUACUCAAGUCGCGUCUUACUUUCAUCCUGGCCGAAUUCUUUAUGCUACUGGAGAACAUCAGUGGGCGUCUUGAAGGCGAGUCGUUGGCUCAAGUCCUUGCACUAUGCCAGCAAAUCGAUGACCUCUACAAGGAUUGGGAUAUCGACACCUGGAAAACAAGUUCAAAAGAAAACAAGCUGCAUUCCUGGAUGCUUGCCGAUUUAACAAUCGCUGGCUACACAUGCAUAGUCUUCAUGCUCCACAAGGCAUCGUUUACCACUGCCGAGUUACCGCAGGAAAUAUUACAGCUCCCCAUAGCUCUGAACGCUUCUAGACAGGUCCUCAAAGCUGGAAACGAACUGCUAAAGCAGUGCCCGUAUGCCGGGACUCUAUACUAUCUGUUUGGUACCUAUCAUAUUGAGGCCGCUUACGCCUGUCUUAUCUCCAGCGUAAUGAGUUUACCUGAAUUUCAUGCGACUCAAGAAGACUUUAAAUUGCUACAAGGCUUCACACGGGAUUUUUCAAACUUGGUAGUGGAAGAUGAGUCUUUCCGGCCUCUCCUGGCUGCCUUGAGAACAAUCAAUAGUAGUGUUUAUGCAAACACAGACUAG